This is a messenger RNA of Hibiscus syriacus, 391 nucleotides long. Its product is annotated as structural maintenance of chromosomes flexible hinge domain-containing protein GMI1-like. The transcript is spliced from 3 exons. Lineage: Eukaryota; Viridiplantae; Streptophyta; Magnoliopsida; Malvales; Malvaceae. The coding region runs from base 7 to 285 and encodes 92 amino acids. The record is from RefSeq and is a predicted model, not a curated record.
CCUCAUAUGGCAAAUGCACGCCUCAAGUGUAUUUAUUUUCCCACCCGUCAGGGGAAGGAGAUUAUUGAGAGGAUUUUGGAUAAUUUGGAAGCUGAAGGAUGUGGCGUUAGAGAAAACUUUGAGAACUAUAGUCGUGUCUCAAUUCGUCGACUUGGACGUCUACUUCCAGAUGCUCGUUGGGCAUUACUUCCUUUUAUGGAUUUGAGGCAUAGAAAGGGAGAAAACUCUCAGUUGUUGAAAAGAUGUUGCUUGAGAGUUAAAUGCUUUGUUGGUCAAGUGCACUAAAUUCAAGAAAAAGUGCUUUAUAUGCAUGCUUGUAAUGUUUCUUUUCUCUCUCUAUUAUCAUUAUUCUUCAAGCAAGCACUUUUUCAUUGCAGAUACUGAUACUGGA